ACAUCACAUGCGCACAGUGAUGACGCGGCAGGCGUGCUCAUAGCUUGCGACGUGCAUGUUAUUCUUCGUGGAGGUUCAUUUGGCUCUAAAGUGUUAAAGUAUUUACAGCAAACCCCAAUUUUGUUCUUCGACAGAAUGUCUUGCCACGACGAGGACUGCUCGACGGAUCAUGGACUAGCUGGUCAAUCCAAGCUGGAGAGCUUCCUGUUCAGCUGCGAGCUGUCCACUAAAGUCCCUUUCUACACUUUCCAAGGAGAUGAAGAGGAGGACCUGGAGCACUUCCUUGAACUCAGAACAGUUUGUUUGGGAGAGGGUGCCAAAGAGGAGACGAAUGUGGUGGAGGUCACGGCCAUGAACCACCAAGGAAAGACCAUUUCAGUGCCCAUCGCCAACCUUCACCUCAAGUGUCUGCCCAUGGUGAGUCUGGGCGAGUUUGAGCUGAAGGCCCCGGUGACUGUCCGGCUCAAGGCUGGGACAGGACCGGUUACUGUCAGCGGGUUACACCUCAUAGCCUCACAGGUCGAAGAGUCGGACCUGUCUGAGGAUGACGACGAUGAGGACGAUGAGGACGAGGAGGAAGAGAUCACCCCCAUUAAACCAGCAAAGAAGAAGCAGCAGAAGCAGUAGGAGGAGGAGAGGUCAACGACUCGCUGAUAUGUUUUUAAGAAAAUAACAGUUUUUUGUACCGGACGGACACAUUUUACAAAGUUGCUACUUCUUCCACACGGCCGAGUGAAUGCUUAGUGUGGCGGCAGCUGAACACGCUGUUACAGGAAGUGACAUCAUGACGGGCUCUGACGUUGUCACUUCUCCACCUGUCAGUUUGUCACAGCGAGCACUUAGUCUCAGCGGUGUAUUUACCUGCAGCUAAGACAUUCACUUCUAGAAGAACUGUUUAUUAAAUGCUACCCAGUGUUUUAUACUGUAUAUGAUACAGUCACCACUGACAUGAGUUUAUUGCACCAGUGGUGGGAAAUGUGUCUUUUUACCACCAGUGGAUUCUGGUGUUGUUUAUAGACACUGUUCUUGUAAAAUCAUAUUGUGUGUGUGUACUUCAGACAAAAAAAGAAGAGUUUCCAGAUGAAUUGUGAUUCCACCUGAAUGGUGCAAUCAGACGACUUGCAUACAUACAGUUUAUUAAAUGUUCUCUAUGCACUCAGACUAUCUCCAUUUCCACUUGUUGUAGUGAUGAUCAUAAAUGUGAAGAUUUUGUACUUACAGUGAAUGCAUCGAGAAACUUUUUUUUUUAUCUCCCUUUUGAAAUCCUAAAUAUAACCUUAAUUUUUAGCUUAUUACAUUUAAAUGAUACCAUUUAUGUAUCUACACAUGUCACUGAAAAUUAGUGCCUUCUUUGAAACCUGCAGUAAUUAGGUUGUAAUGUAGACACAUGUAUUGCAUUGUGCUUAAGUCAAUUUCAAUCUAUUCUUAAACACAGCACUGUUUAUUUGUUUUUUUUAAAGCCCCUGCAAAUUAUGUUUGCAAUUCCAAUGUACAUCACUAACUCGCCAUGAUUAAACAAAAUUAAAUAUCAGAGAAAGAUGCAUAA
Sebastes umbrosus (honeycomb rockfish) is the source of this 1546-nucleotide messenger RNA. It is a transcript of the gene npm3, whose product is annotated as nucleophosmin/nucleoplasmin, 3. Gene Ontology annotation, cellular component: cytoplasm; nucleolus; nucleoplasm. Lineage: Eukaryota; Metazoa; Chordata; Actinopteri; Perciformes; Sebastidae. The transcript is spliced from 5 exons. Gene Ontology annotation, biological process: chromatin remodeling. The coding region runs from base 136 to 627 and encodes 163 amino acids. The record is from RefSeq and is a predicted model, not a curated record. Gene Ontology annotation, molecular function: RNA binding; chromatin binding; histone binding.